Chelonus insularis is the source of this 2569-nucleotide messenger RNA. RefSeq lists its product as uncharacterized. NCBI's taxonomy places the organism in Eukaryota, Metazoa, Arthropoda, Insecta, Hymenoptera, Braconidae. The coding region runs from base 303 to 1586 and encodes 427 amino acids. The transcript has 2 exons. The record is from RefSeq and is a predicted model, not a curated record.
GUUGCAUUCAUGCUAUGUAUUGACAUUUUAUUUACGACUAUAAAAAAUAGCCUUGUGAAUAUUGCGUAUUUUAACUAAGCAUGCACACUAACAUUAACAGUUGGUGGUUUUCAAGACUCGCCUCGACUGCUUGGACAACGUCCAGCCAUACUCAAUCUCACUUGUGGUAGGAUCCGUUGAAAAUAUUAUACAUAAAGUUGUUGGUGAUGUUUAACCUCUGGGAGAAUGAGAAACCAACACAAGUUUUAAUCAGUCACUUCACUCUAAUUCACUGAAGGAUAGACUGGCUGCAAACUGCUGCCAUGCUAGCAACUCUUAGAGUGAUUUCACUUGUUGUGAGUUUCGUAAACUCGACCACAAUGUUACUCAAGUGCUGUGAUAAUAGAUAUAUACUUGACAAUAGUUUAAACUGCAUAAAGAAUAGUAGUAACGGAAAAAUGAUUCCCGAGCUGAGUAACGAUGUUGGAAUAACAAUUACUAGCAUCUGUUCAAUCAAUAAAUUAGAAAUGUUGUCAAAUUUUAAAGACUAUGCAAAUAAUAGUUUAUGCAUGGAUAAGUUUGAUAAUGGAUCCUCAGUAAUCCUCUUGUGUCUAGGAACUGAUAAUGAGACUAUUAACAAUCAGUGUGAUAGUAUAGUAACAGUUUUAAAUUUUUGGGGAGCUUCGAUGGUGGUACUUGCAACAAUUCUCUACACAAUUUCUUAUGUCAUAGUUGUUAUUGUUUACUGCUUUCUACCAAAAAACCAGAAUUCUGCUUAUGACAGAUCUGUCAUUUCUUUCAAUGUUUCCUACAUUGUCCUGAAUACUUUGAUUAUUUUUAGUGGAUAUUUUGAACUGUGUCACAUAGAAUUGACAAACACAACGUAUGGAAUUCUAGGAUUGAUAAUCGUGUAUUUUAUUCAAGCUUGCUGUUUGUGGUUGUUUAUCAUUUGUUUUGAUAUGACUUUGGCGAUUACUAGAUUCCACUGGAUACCAAUUUAUUUAGAUAGACGUGAUGGUAGAAAUGAGUUUAGAAAAUAUGCUGCUGCUACUUGGUUUGCAUCAACAGUACCAACAAUCAUUGCAGCAGUAAUGGAAUUCAAUAGCGUAUUGCCCCACGAGUCAUCGUUGAGACCCAACUUCUCUGAUUUUCAUGGUCAACAUAAUAUAGCUAUUUUAUUUUAUACUUUAUUUCUACCAGUAGUUAUGUUACUGACCAAUACAUGUCUUUUUUUCGACACGACAUAUAAGAUAAUUAAAAUCCAAAGAGAUGAAAAGAUUUUGAAUAAAAAUAGAAGCAAAGUGAAGAAGGCAAAAAAGAGGUAUAUUGUUUACUUGAAGCUCUACCUCAUUAUGAAUGCAUCUUGGUUAUCAGGUGCACUAUCAGCUGUAUUUCCAAGUCUGUGGUUUCUCAAGUUUGUAAGGAUACUACAACUUAUUCUUAUGCUUAUCGUUAUCGUGCCAAGGCAACGAAUGAUACAAGCUUACGACUGUUUAAGAAAUACCUUAACGAAGUGUUCAGCUUGUUUUAGAGGAGAUGUAGCUAAAAGCAUUUAUAAAAAAAAAAUAAAUAUUUUAUUAGAGUUUAAUAGAAGUAUUAAUUGUUGAUUUGAAAAUGUCGUUGUCCUUGUUGCUAUGCCUAUAUCUGCUGCUCAAUAGACAGAAUUGAAACUGACCUGGAACUCAGCAAUUCCCAGCUCGGAAAUAGAUGUAAUUACUUCAAAUAGACUCUUUAACUAAGUUACUAGAGGUUACGAGGCAAUAUUGGAAUGCCUGCAGCAUUUCUGUAUGCAUAUGUAACAUUUAUUGUUAUUACUAAAAAUUGAUUUGAGUAUUCAUAAAUUUCAUCAAUAAAAUUAUCGAUCUUUUAAUAAUCACAUGAAAGCUAUAAGAAUGUCAAGUCAGUAAAUGUUGUUGACAUAUGCUAAUUUUGACUUCAAUUCUAAUGUUUACUUUCUGCAAUAAAAUAACUAAUGUAAUUUUAAGGUCAAUAGAAUAUUGCCAUUCAUUAUUAACUACAUUUUGUCUUUUGCUCAACUUUAAAUAUUAAUUUAAUUUUAUAAAUUCCAUUUAAAACGAAAUGAAUAACAAUUUUAAUUGUUAUUGUUACAGCAAAUCUCAAAUUUGGAAAUGUUUUAAAGUGACGUCACCCAUUUGAUUAACAUUGUAGUUACUUUUCAAAUACUUCCAAGUGCAUUAGAAGUGACUACAAUGUUAAUCAAAUAGAUGACAUCAUUUUAAAACACUACGAUUUGCAAUGGUUUUAUUUUUUGUGAUAAAGAAAAACUUAAUGGCAAUAUGUAGAAUCUGCAACUAAUUGAAUUUAUAAAUAAACAACUUUCCAUAUAUAAGAUAGUCUGGAGGUAAUAUAAUGUUUGAUCAUAAGAGGGUAGAAAGAACGACAAUGUGAGGGAAAAGUAAUUCGUGGCUUGUGCUUUAUAGCUUCAAGGAUGACGAAAAGAAAAUUUAAAAUCGAAUCAACGAAAAAAUCGGAUUACGCUACGACUUCAAUUCCACUACUGCAAACAUAAGGAUUGAGUCUGUUGUCAACUUUUAGUUGUAAAUCGUAUCCCAGUGUUGUAAUCUAUUAA